AUGCCCUACAGGAAUGACACCACGGGAUCGGGCGGCAGAGAGUCCGAAGUUUUCACUCCAUUUCAACUAGUCCAAAUCCAAGCACUGAUAGAGCAUUAUUUUGCCCAACACAGGCUAGGCCCACCUGGACAAGCACGAUCAAGACAAACCGUCCGUGUGGAUACAUCGUGGAAACCAGCCGACAUUGGCUAUUUCGAUCCUGGCCUGCCCGACACAAGCGACGGGUCAUAUCUGUUAAACAACAUCACCUAUUACACGAACGUCGAAGUCUUUCUAGACAGAAUUCGUGAUAUAUCUAGUCUAAAGCCUCCAGAAAUCGUCAGCACAAAGCUUCACUCCUGCCUGAAAGGCGCUGCUCUUUGUUGGUACACCCAUGAAUUGCCUCGCGAUGCCCAGAGGCUGCUAGGGCUACAGCCCCUCGAGGAAGGCUGGUUCAAGUCUCUGGCUACUCAGUUCAAACCUAGCCGGGCUGAGUCACUCCAAUUGCUGGAAACAACAAAAUAUACCCGGGAAAAAGUGCAAGCUGGGCAGACCCCCCAACAGUACGCCCAGAAGAUGUUCCGCCUGUUGAGGUCGACGGGCACAUCGAAUUUCCACGAUCAAAUUCUGAAAAUUUUAUCCAAUAUCGAACCCUCACUGGCCCGGGAUAUCGGUGGAAUCUCAGGAGACUUCUCCGCAGACUCGUUCAUGGCCAUGCUGAAUUACCAUUACCGCAGCUGGAAGCGCCAAGCAGACGAGAGACGCUAUCAAGAUGCUGGUGGGCAGUCAGUUUUGAACUGGCCAACACAGUUUAUUCAGAUCGACGUCAGAGGUAGCUAG
Messenger RNA from Penicillium soppii, 819 nucleotides. RefSeq lists its product as uncharacterized. The transcript has a single exon. Bases 1 to 819 code for a protein of 272 amino acids. The record is from RefSeq and is a predicted model, not a curated record. NCBI's taxonomy places the organism in Eukaryota, Fungi, Ascomycota, Eurotiomycetes, Eurotiales, Aspergillaceae.